AUGGGGUACCAGGGCUGGAGUGAGGGUAGUGGCAUGGGGCGGCAGUGGGGCACGGCUGCGUUACCUGUGGCGCUGGGGUAUCUGGCCAUGCUGCUGGCAUCGGGCACCGCCUGCACCAACGUGUACCGAAGGGUCUCUGACUGCGUCCUGAAGCUGGGAGAGAGCAUGGCCACAUACGGGGAGGAGGACAGCAUGGAGCUGCAGGGGCUGCACAGGGUCUGUGGGUACUGGGAUGAGUUUCAUGUCUGUGCCCUGACUGCUCUCUGGGAGUGCCAGAAGGAAGCAGCAGCCAUCUGGGAGAUGCUGAGGAAGGAGUCCCGAAAGAUCAAAUUCCAAGGCAGCCUGUUUGACCUCUGCAAUCCCAGCACAGCCCAAAGCUUUGCCUGUAUCUGCAUUCCCCAUGUGUCAGUUCUUAGCAUCCCCCUCAUUGUCACUUGGCUGAACUUAUAG
Lagopus muta (rock ptarmigan) is the source of this 450-nucleotide messenger RNA. Its product is annotated as neuritin-like. Gene Ontology annotation, cellular component: plasma membrane. The coding region runs from base 1 to 450 and encodes 149 amino acids. NCBI's taxonomy places the organism in Eukaryota, Metazoa, Chordata, Aves, Galliformes, Phasianidae. The transcript has 3 exons. Gene Ontology annotation, biological process: neuron projection extension; nervous system development. The record is from RefSeq and is a predicted model, not a curated record.